Haemonchus placei is the source of this 627-nucleotide messenger RNA. NCBI's taxonomy places the organism in Eukaryota, Metazoa, Nematoda, Chromadorea, Rhabditida, Trichostrongylidae. The record is from the annotation of a GenBank genome assembly.
AUGGAUUCCAAUCCCGCUCUACUCCGCGAAGUUCGUCUUUACGAAAAUCACAGCGAAAGAGAACAGAUGGAGAAUAUGAGCGAAUUAUUCGCCGUACUCAAUGCACUUGAGUGCUUGGAGAAGAUGUAUAGCAGGGAUUAUAUUUCAAAUGAAGAUUAUAAAGUGGAGUGCUUCAAGUUGCUCGAUCAAUACAAGGUGACAAUGCGCUUAGUUCACGGUACAAAUGUCGAAGGUUUCGCUUCCAAAUAUCGUUUACACUGUCCUGCCGCAUUGGAACGGAUUCACGAGGGGCGCCCAAUCACUGUCAAAGAUGACAAAGGAAAUGUUUUCAAGAAUAUCGCCGUUAUCGUUGAGGUCUUCAUCACAUUCUUUGAUCAACUUAAGCUGAAUGUACGUGCAGUAGAUGAACUCUUCCCAAAUUUAAAUGAGCUCUAUACGUCGAUAAAUGCGAUGAGUACCUUACCAGAAGAUUUUGAUGGACGUGCAAAAGUGAAAGCUUGGCAUGAUCGCCUUUCUACUAUGUCAGCUUCUGAAGAAAUCACUGAUGAAGAAGCUCGUCAAAUGAUUUUCGAGCUUGAAGCUGCUUACUCAUCUUUUAUUAAAUUUCUACAUACUCAACAACAUUAA